Messenger RNA from Oreochromis niloticus (Nile tilapia), 2305 nucleotides. Its product is annotated as gastrula zinc finger protein XlCGF8.2DB-like. The transcript has 3 exons. Gene Ontology annotation, cellular component: nucleus. Gene Ontology annotation, molecular function: DNA-binding transcription factor activity, RNA polymerase II-specific. The record is from RefSeq and is a predicted model, not a curated record. Gene Ontology annotation, biological process: regulation of transcription by RNA polymerase II. NCBI's taxonomy places the organism in Eukaryota, Metazoa, Chordata, Actinopteri, Cichliformes, Cichlidae. The coding region runs from base 173 to 1060 and encodes 295 amino acids.
CCAGCUUCAUCACGGAGUUUCUCUCGGUUUGUGGGCUCAUCUAAAGGACCAACGUGGAUCGAGAAGUCCGCGCUCUCAGGAGGCCGACAAUUUCGUUGAAGAAAGAAGUGGAAGAAAAAAAUACAACCGUGACGAGUUUGGGAAAGAUUUUACUGUGAAAGCUUCCCUAAAAAUGCAUCAGGUCAUCGACACCGGAGAGAGACCAUUCAGCUGUGGAGACUGUGGAAAGUCUUUUACCAGGUCUGGAAGCUUAAAAAAACACCAACUCAUCCACAGUGGAGAGACACCGUUCAGCUGUGGAGACUGUGGAAAGUCUUUUACCACGUCUGGAAACUUAAAAACACACCAACUAAUCCACAGUGGAGAGAGACCGUUCAGCUGUAGAGACUGUGGAAAGUCUUUUACCACGUCUGGAAGCUUAAAAACACACCAACUAAUCCACACUGGAGAGAGACCGUUCAGCUGUGGAGACUGUGGAAAGUCUUUUAUCCACUCUGGACACUUAAAAAGACACCAACUCAUCCACACUGGAGAGAGACCAUUCAGCUGUGGAGACUGUGGAAAGUCUUUUACCACGUCUGGAAGCUUAAAAACACACCAACUAAUCCACACUGGAGAGAGACCGUUCAGCUGUGACGAGUGUGGAAAGUCUUGUACCACAUCUGGAAACUUAAAAUCACACCAACUCAUCCACAGUGGAGUUAAAGCGUACACCUGUGAUCAGUGUGGCAGAGCUUUUACUCAAGGUAACAACUUACAGAGUCAUCUAGUUACCCACUCUGGAAUUAAGGCGUACAGCUGUGACAUUUGUGGAAAAACUUUCAGCCGGACAGACAGCCGUAACAUUCACCUACGCAUUCACACCAGACAUGAUGUGUACAGCUGUGAUCAGUGUGGUAAACAGUUUACUACAAACACAGAGUUACGACGUCACAUGUUUACCCACACUGAGGAACGACCUUAUAAAUGUGACCUGUGUGAGAAGACUUUUAAAUCUCCACAUUACCUGAAAGCACACCAACAGAUCCACACCAGAACUCUACAAGUGCAGUUACUGUGAGAAGCAGAGCGACACAGAUGGAUCAAGUUCUCAACCCUGUCAUCGCUGUGGGAAGGACUUUUGUUGUGACCUUUGUGGAAAAACUUUUAGUCAUUGAAGGACUCUGAAAAUACAUCAACGUAGACACACUGGAGACAAAAUGAACUACUGUAGAGAAUGCGGGAGAGGCUUCACCACUUCAAAGGACUUCAAACAAUAUGAACUCCUUCACAGUGGCGUCAAAAAGCAUGUCUGCGAUCAGUGUGGGUCAUCCUUCAUCAGUGCACGUCAGCUUGAAAAGCAUAAACGAGUCCACACAUGAGAGAAACCAUACAAGUGCAGACUCUGUGACAAAACCUUUUCACAAUCAUGUGAUCAUACUAAGCAUGAACGCAGACACAUGAAAGAGAACUUCAUCACGGCGCCCCCCGUGUGCGGCAGCCUGUUACAGCACCUUUGCUCGUUCUGAGUUUCUUUUUUUUAUAUCUUUUUCUUCUUGUAAUUUUUUUAUAACGAACGUAUUAGUAAUUAGAUAACAAAUUUCCCACAUGUGGGACUAAUAAAGGUUAUCUUAUCUUAUCUGUGAAAGAGUUUGAGUAAUCUCAGUUCAUACUCCACUCAGAAACGAUUCCAUGUUACAAAUAAACUGUUACGUCUUGAUUCCUGCUUUUACGUUAAUCUUAUAAACAGUACAUUUGUAUAACGACUGAAACCGGCCCAAUGAAUGAACAAUGGGCUGUGAGGCAAUUUCUUCAUCAUUAAUAUGCAAAUUCUUAUGAGCAUUGAUCAACAACCACUGGUCAAUGGCCAUGAGUACCAUUCACAGAGUAAAACUUUGCAUAAUGAUUAUGAAGUUUACUGUUGUAAAUGUUCAAAGACAUUUACUAAAUUAUCUUCUCUGUGCAAACAUCAGCGUGAUGCAGGACUGAAAUCAUUGCCAUCUCUGGAUCACAGUGAAUCUGCAGAGACAGAAAGAUCCUCUUCUGGUUUCAGGGUCAGACUUAAACCCUUGAGAUCAGGCUCCACAGAGUUCAGGUGGAGUCUUUUGUAAAGAUCUGAUGAGGCAGCUCUGAAUGAAAAUGUGCCUCUUGUUACAUUGUAAGCUUUCUAAACUGUUCUACUGUAGUGUUUGUGUUGAGUGGUUCGCUUUGUUCCAGCAGUUUGAUUAAGAUAUCUGUUUCCUGUUAUAUUUUUAAAGAAUGCAUUGAUCCAUGUGUUUUGCAGGUUUGGUUUUUUUUUUUUUUUCAGCUUGUUUGUGUAAUGAAA